AAGCCGUCGGUCGCGCGCGCUCCAGAGCUGGACGACGCCUACAAAGGCCAAGUAGUUCGCUAUACGGGCAGACUCAUUCUUUCCAGCCGUGCGAAACGUGGGCCAACGCUCGUUGCACAACUCUCGCUUGCCGCUGCGUUUGCUUUGAAACUCUCAGACUCAGGAGUUAAAAUGCAGCGAAACGAGCAGCUCCAGCGCCUCGCCAGCAAGGUCGCCGCGUCGUGGACCGCGCGCGCGAGCGCCCUCAACGCGCGCGACGUCUUCGCGGAAUUCGUGGAGCUGCGGCCCGCGCUCGCCGAGAACGUGGACGAGGGACUACGGAGGGAGGUGCGCAACGGCGAGGCGGCGAUCCGGGACUACUUGACAACACUGGUUGAUGAUCCGGCAGUUUUGGAGGAGCUCGAGCGCCUCGACGCGGCCGACGGCUCCGCUUCUGUAGUACCAGCAGAUGUCGCGCCGGCCGACGCGACGCGGAGCGCCUGGCUCGCCCGGCGGCUC
This is a messenger RNA of Pelagomonas calceolata, 498 nucleotides long. NCBI's taxonomy places the organism in Eukaryota, Pelagophyceae, Pelagomonadales, Pelagomonadaceae. The record is from the annotation of a GenBank genome assembly.